Molecule: messenger RNA, 1701 nt
Organism: Pezoporus flaviventris
Lineage: Eukaryota; Metazoa; Chordata; Aves; Psittaciformes; Psittacidae
Gene: CCNB1
Product: cyclin B1
Exons: 9
Coding region: 1-1701 (566 amino acids)
Biological process (GO): regulation of cyclin-dependent protein serine/threonine kinase activity; mitotic cell cycle phase transition; mitotic metaphase chromosome alignment
Cellular component (GO): nucleus; cytoplasm; mitochondrial matrix
Molecular function (GO): cyclin-dependent protein serine/threonine kinase regulator activity
Source: RefSeq, a predicted model, not a curated record
AUGAAUGCCACGCUCUGGCUCGUCUCCGGGCAGUGCCGGAGCCAGCCCAAGGCAGGACACCGAGAACUGUUCCGAGCCGCCUCCAGGCGCUCACCGCUGCACCCCGGGCGAGGAGGCCCCAACCUCGGCGCGAGGAGGCCCCAACCUCGGCACAAGGACGCCCCCGUCCGCCCAGGCCGUAACACGGUGAACGCCGGUUUCCGCCGCCGCGCUGCGUCCAUCGUUCUGCUCUCCGCUUCUCCCCGCUGCCCUAGCAUGUCGCAGACGAUUUCUUGGUCCCCCCCGCGGCUUUUCUCCGGACACACCUGUUUCAGGGUGGGGGCAGGUGGACAGCGCGGCGCGUGCACCAUUCCCCCGAUCCAUCUCCCCCGACUCUCCGGCUUCGGGGGUGCAGCCGUGCAGUCCCUUUCCUCUCCCCCGUUCCCGCUGACCGCCCGGCCCCCUCUCUUCCCGCAGCACCCCCAGCAGCCAGGCGGAGACAGCGGGCUGCCGGUCCUCAGGAGAUCCGCGGUGGCCGGCCCCAGUACGAGGCCGAGUUCCCGCACGGCGCUGGUGGACAUCGGCAACCGCGUCACCGAGCCAAAGGCACAGGGGGCCACCAGAAAUGCGGCGAUCGGUGGAGGCGGCGGGGGGGAGCCGGACGGCAGACCCUUGCGCUCCAGUCCCAAGGCGAACCACGUUACCAGGAGGAAGAGGAGAGCCGCUCCCAAGAAGGGGGCGCCGCCAACAGCGCCGGAGCCGAAGCCAGAACCCCAUUCGCAACAGCUGGAGUCUCAUUCCCAAAUCCCCAUGGAAAUACCUGCAUGUGCACCAUCAGAUGAUGUGAUGCGUCAGGCUUGUUCUCAUGACUUGCUUCAUGUGGAAAAUGUAGCUGAUGAAGAUGAUAACGACCCAGAGUACUUCCACGACUAUGCGAAGGACAUCUACCAGUAUCUGAGAGAGCUUGAGGAAAAUCGAACUAUCAGACCCAAAUACUUGACUGGGCAAGAAAUCAAUGGGAAAAUGCGUGCUGUACUAAUAGACUGGCUUGUGCAAGUACAGAUAAGCUUCAAACUCCUUCAGGAUACCUUGUACUUGUCAGUUGCCAUCAUAGAUUGCUUCCUGCAGGACAAUACUGUUUCUAAGAAGAUGCUGCAGCUGGUUGGUGUCACAGCUAUGUUCAUUGCCAGCAAAUAUGAAGAACAGCGUCCCUUGCAUGCUGCAGACCUUGUCUAUGUAACCAGUAACACUUAUACAACCAGACAAAUCAUCCAGAUGGAGCUUCAGAUCCUGCAAGCCCUGAAUUUUCAUCUGAAUUGUCCCCUAGCUUCACAAUUCCUAAAUAUGGCUUUAGAAGUUGCAAAGGUAAACACAAGACAGCGUGUUCUGGCCGAAUACCUGAUGGAGUUGACCAUUCUGGACUAUGAUAUGGUUCACUUCCCUCCAUCCAAGACUGCAGCAGCUGCUUCUUGUUUGUCUCUGAAACUUCUCAAGGGAUGUGAGUGGAGAGAAACUCUACAGUGCUACACAUCUUACACUGAGAGUGACCUCCUCCCAGUUAUGCAGCACAUAGCAAAGAAUGUAGUUCUUGCGAAUAAGGCUACCACCAAGGAGAAAGCAAUCAAGAAAAAAUAUGCUAGCUCUAAAACCAUCAAGAUAAGCACCAUCGAACAGCUGAACUCACCUGUCAUCUGGAAUCUAGCCGAGUCUGUCAAUAACUAA